Messenger RNA from Mauremys mutica (yellowpond turtle), 1648 nucleotides. RefSeq names its product butyrophilin subfamily 1 member A1-like. NCBI's taxonomy places the organism in Eukaryota, Metazoa, Chordata, Testudines, Geoemydidae. The record is from RefSeq and is a predicted model, not a curated record. Bases 17 to 748 code for a protein of 243 amino acids. Gene Ontology annotation, molecular function: protein binding. The transcript has 5 exons.
CCAAACUAUACACAGCAUGCAACUUGCCAGCAUAGAUGAGUUGAAGCAAUGGAAAGGUCUCCUAGAGAAGAAACUUUCGACUUCACAGCCCACUCUGGAAAUCAGUCAUUUGGAGAAGAAUUUAGAACAGCUAGAGAAAUCACACACUGAAAAGUGUUUUAAAGCAGAACUGGAAAAACUAAGAACUGAAAUAGAUUGGAGAAGGGCUCGCAACAAUGCAGAUGACAUCAUUCUUGAUGCAGACACAGCCCACCCCAACAUCUUCAUUUCUGGGGAUAAGAAGAUUUUGAAACAUGAAGCCCAACCUCAGAAAGUUCGAGAAAAGCCAGAGAGGUUUGAUUCGACUGUCUGUGUGUUGGGCUCUGAAGGAUUCUCCUCUGGAAAGCACUACUGGGAGGUAGAUGUUGGGAGCAGCACUGACUGGGACCUGGGAGUGGCCAGAAAAUCCAUAAAGAGAAAAGGAAAACUUUCCCUGUCUGCUAAAGAGGGAUUCUGGGCUCUGGGUGUGAGUGGGAAAGAUUAUUGGGCAAAAACAGACCCAUGGACCCGGGUCCUGGUGCAGAAAAAGCUCAAGAAAAUUGGAGUUUACCUUAAUUACCAAGAUGGGCAGGUGACUUUUUUCAAUGUAACUGACAUGUCUGUGUUGUUCACAUUUAAUGAUUGUUCAUUCUCAAGUGCUGUUUAUCCAUUCUUUAAAAAUUCCCACAAAGAAACAAUAAUGAGAAUUUGUUCUAUAAAAGAAGACUGAUCAUUUUAAAAUGUUGUGAGAACUACAGAGUAAGUCCAUGAACCACUAGGUAACCACCACUAGGAAAUCUCAUUGAUAACUUUAUUCUUUGUCCCCCAGGACCUUGAUGUCUGGGAAGGAAAUAUUUGAACCACUCCAUUGUCCAGUUGUACAUAAUCUAUUAUCAAAACUAAGUAAUGGAGAAAAGGGAAGACAAAAUAAUAAUAAAAAAUAUAAAUCAAACAAAAAUAAAAUAAGUAAAUGUAAAUAUAAAAUUGUCGUAUCAAUUCAAUUAUCAGCGUAACUAAAUAAAAACAAUAUCAAGUAACUCCUCUAUAUACUCUAACAAGCUGAGGUGAUGGCAGUCCAUUUACCUAUCAGCCAAAGCUACUUGAACUUUGUCUCAGUUAGGUCUAAUCUUGUACUCCAGGCUGGUACAAAGGGGAGAAAAACAAACCAAAAGCUAAAGCUGAUGUAUGAGACACAGUUUAAAUGCCAACAAUGAGCUGCCUCCAAGAUUUCAGUGGUUAAAUGAUAGUAAUACUAAUAUGGUCACAUGGAAUCUUCCUAAUAAUUCAGGAUAAGGGAAAUAUUUAUAUUUAACAAGGCCACAAUUAUAAUUAAUGACAAUUUCUUAGAUUUUAAAUUAAUUUCCAGCUUGAAAACAAUCACUUAGAAUGAUUUAGCCAUACACCGAAAUGAAAAUUCCUCAAUAUUUUUUUUGUUUCUAUAUUUUGCAAGCAGAUGUUUCACUUUAUUGAUUGGUGAUGUAACAGAUUAAAUUUGAACAGGUGCUUUAACAUCAAAAUCUGAGUGAAAGCUUAGACUUUAACCUUAAAAGGUCAUUUACCGUAAAAAUCAUAAUUUUAGGUUCACAUUUCAGGGUAUCACUAGUCAUGUUAUCAUGAUGUAUCUUUGAAA